AUGGACGUAGAACAAGAAGAGAUGCAAUUUCUCGGAAUCUUUGGAAUUUUCCGAGAAACCACCAAAUUAACCUUCACAUGGCGGAGGAUUUUCUCCCAAAUUACUCUAGCCCUAAUUCUCCCCCUCUCCUUCUUGUUCCUCGCUCACAUGGAGAUCUCCAAUUUGUUCCUCAGAAAAAUCAUCCAGGACGAAAUCGUAUUGGACCAAACGCAAAUCAGUACGGCAAAAUUCGAAAAACUCUCCGACGUCGUCUCGUCGGAGAAGAUCUACUACGGACUAUUUCAAAUCGCGUACCUGAUUGUCUUCGCCGUCCUCUCGCUGCUCUCCACCGCCGCCGUCGUCUACACCGUGGCCUGCAUCUACACCGCCCGCGACGUCGCCUUCAAGCAGGUGAUGAGCGUCGUCCCGAAGGUGUGGAAGCGCCUCCUCCUCACGUUCCUCUGCGUCUCGAUCUCCUUCCUCGCCUACACAAUCCUCGCUCUCUUCGCCAUCUCCUUCCUCUUCUUCAUCGUCCUCCUCGCGCUCCGGGGCGGCGCCGGCGUCGUAUUCACGUUCUACGUCGUGCAGCUCCUCUACCUCGCCGGCGCCUUCUUCCUGACGGUCAUCUGGCAGCUCUCGAGCGUCGUCUCCGUGCUCGAAGAUUGCUGCGGAUUCGGCGCCAUGGCCAAGAGCUACGCGCUGCUCAAAGGAAAUUUAGGGGUCGCUGCGGUUAUAAUCCUCGUCCUCAGCCUCCCUCUCGCAACGGUGCGUUUUGUGUUCGGAAACCUGGUUGCCCAUACGACGUCGUUGGGGCUACUCACCAAGGGUAUUUUGGGAAUUUUUUGUUUCUUGUUGUUCUUUUUGUUCUUCUUGUUCAAGCUGGUGACCGAGACGGUGUUGUACUUCGUCUGCAAAUCAUACCAUCAUGAAAAUAUAGACAAGUCGGCCCUCUCGGACCAUCUCGAGGUCUAUUUGUUGGGAGAGUAUGUGCCCUUGAGGCCUAGGGAUGUUCAACUUGAGAAAUUCCAAGUUUGA
Messenger RNA from Momordica charantia (bitter melon), 1014 nucleotides. RefSeq lists its product as uncharacterized. Lineage: Eukaryota; Viridiplantae; Streptophyta; Magnoliopsida; Cucurbitales; Cucurbitaceae. The record is from RefSeq and is a predicted model, not a curated record.